Molecule: messenger RNA, 555 nt
Organism: Cyphellophora europaea CBS 101466
Lineage: Eukaryota; Fungi; Ascomycota; Eurotiomycetes; Chaetothyriales; Cyphellophoraceae
Exons: 1
Coding region: 1-555 (184 amino acids)
Source: RefSeq, a predicted model, not a curated record
AUGUCCUUACUGUCCUCUCGAGCAACACUGGUCACUCUUUUCCUCUUCGCAUCCUCCACAAACGCCAUGCCUCUCCUUCACAAACGCGAGAUGGGCACCGGUGCCAAAGCCGGUAUGGGCAUCGGCAUUGCCGUCGCAGCCCUCAUCGUCGUCGGCCUGAUCGUGUUUCUGGUCAUGCACGUGCGCCGCUCCCGGCACAUUGCGCGCAUCAACAAGGAACGUGCCGUUCUCGCAGGCGAGAAGAACACUGACGGCUCUGACAAGCCGGACAAGUUCGCACCGGAGCCGCAAGUGUCUGCCAUUCCCCGCCGCAACAAGAGUGUCAAGGAUCGGUUGAUGGGCCCGCUGUACCGCGGCAGUGUUAUUGACUUGCACCCUCUACCCAAGGCCAGAAUCCCCGGCGAGCGCAGCAAUCGCAUGAGCACCAUGACCCUCAGCCAGACAGAGGAGGGUCCUGACGGGCUGCCUUUGGUGGACAAGCCCUUUGGACGAGAGAGUUCCCCUAGGCCCAGCUUCAGCAGUAAGAGAGCGACGAGGAUGAUGAUGAUGAUGUGA